This is a messenger RNA of Lampris incognitus (smalleye Pacific opah), 3891 nucleotides long. RefSeq names its product VPS18 core subunit of CORVET and HOPS complexes (gene vps18). Gene Ontology annotation, cellular component: HOPS complex; endosome. Gene Ontology annotation, molecular function: protein-macromolecule adaptor activity. Bases 288 to 3233 code for a protein of 981 amino acids. Gene Ontology annotation, biological process: organelle fusion; endosome to lysosome transport; lysosome organization. The transcript is spliced from 9 exons. Lineage: Eukaryota; Metazoa; Chordata; Actinopteri; Lampriformes; Lampridae. The record is from RefSeq and is a predicted model, not a curated record.
UGGGGUCCACCCUGAGCUAGUCUGCGUUUGGAAGCUAAGCUAACGCUAAUUGUGUACGUCCAUUGAGCGGGUUUAUGCUACCAUUUAACGAGGCGUUUCCCGCAUAGUUUCUUGUUUCUACAGACGCAUGUAAAUAUAAAAAAGAGCGGAUUGGCGUGCUCUUUACACGUAGGAACUGAAAAUUGCCAUGCCAUGACAGCCAAGGCUUGCAGCCAAGUUAGUUAGGUCUCCGUUUGCAGGCCCAUUUCUCGCCCAAAUAUCGCCAUUGGCAGAACGCGGAUCCAGACAUGGCUUCAAUUCUCGACGAGUACGAAGACUCGCAAAAUACGAGGAAAUCUGCGCAACACAGCCGUCUCUCAGCUGCCAACAUCGGGAUAACACACUCAGGCUUUGUAAAUGUGAGACUUGAGGAAGAGAAACCGAUAUUCAACAAACAAAGAAUCGAUUUUUCACCUCCUGAGAAGAUCAACCACCUUGCAGUUUGCAACAAUCAGCUAUGCAUGAGUUUGGGAAAGGACACCAUUCUUAGGAUUGACCUGGGCAAGCCAGAUCAACCCAACCAGAUUGAAAUAGGGAGGAAAGAUGAUAGUAAAGUGCACAAACUGUUCCUUGAUCCAACAGGAUCCCAUCUGCUGAUCAGUCUGAGUACCAGCGAGUGUAUGUAUCUCAACAGGAACACCCAGAAGGUUCGCAGCCUGUCACGCUGGCGGGGCCACCUCAUUGAGAGCGUGGGCUGGAACAAGCUGCUGGGGAGCGAGACCAACACUGGACCCAUCCUGGUUGGCACGAGCCAAGGCAUCAUCUUUGAGGCUGAGAUCUCUGCCACUGAGGGUAGCUUGUUCAACACCAAUCCUGAUCAAUACUUCAGACAGGUUCACUCCCUGGAAGAGGAUGGGAAGCCGGCACCGGUCUGCUGCCUGGAGGUUGAGCGGGGCCUGGAGAACAAGUACUUCAUCAUCGCCACCACCCGCAAACGCCUAUUCCAGUUUGUGGGCAAGGUGGCUGAAGGCUCAGAACAGCAAGGCUUUAGCUCCAUCUUCACCCAGAACCAGGAUCUGCUGCCCAGCUUUCAGGAGUUCCCAGCCAACAUGGGCUACAGCGAGAUCACCUUCUACACCUCUAAGCUUCGGUCCUCCCCCAAAGCCUUCGCCUGGAUGAUGGGAAACGGCGUUCUCUAUGGUCAGCUUGACUAUGUUAGGCCGGACUCCCUGCUCAGCGAUGUGCAGGUGUGGGAGUACACCCCUGACAUAGAUCUCACUUUCAACAAGCCCAUCUCGAUUGUGUUGACCCAGUUCCACUUUUUGCUGUUGCUCCCUGACCGAGUCAAGGCCAUCUGUACCCUGAAUGGCCAGGUGGUAUACGAGGACGUGUUCCCAGAUAAGUUUGGCAGCUUGAAGAGGAUGAUCAAGGACCCAGUUGGUGGCUUGGUCUGGAUCUACACCGAACGGGCAGUCUUCCGGUACCACAUCCAGCGUGAGGCUAGGGAUGUCUGGCAGAUGUAUAUGAGCAUGAAUAAGUUUGACCUUGCCAAGGAGUACUGCCGUGAACGGCCCGAGUGCAUGGACAUGGUGCUAGCCAAGGAAGCAGAGCACUGCUUCCAAAACAAGCGCUACAUAGAGAGUGCCAAGUGUUAUGCGCUGACACAGAACUACUUUGAGGAGAUAGCACUCAAAUUCAUUGAGGCCAAACAAGAGGAAGCCCUGAAGGAGUUCUUGCUGAAGAAGCUAAACAACCUGAAGCCGAGCGAGAGAACCCAGAUUACUCUGCUGGUCACCUGGCUGACUGAGCUCUACCUUAACCGGUUAGGCCAGAUGGAGAAUGAUGUCAACAGCCCCGUCUUCCAGGAGACUCGGGAUGAAUUUCGCCACUUCCUCAGCAGCUCCAAACACAAGGAAUGCCUCUUCAACAAUCGGAGCACAAUAUACGACCUGCUGGCCAGCCACGGCAAUGUGGAUGACAUGGUCUACUUCUCAGUCAUCAUGCAGGACUACGAGAGGGUAAUUUCCCACCACUGCCAGCAUGACGACUACAGUGCUGCUCUUGAUGUGCUCUCUAAACACUGUGAUGAGAAGCUCUUCUAUAAGUUCUCCCCUGUGCUUAUGCAACAUAUACCCAAGAAGGUGGUGGAUGCCUGGAUUCAGAUGGGCAAGCGACUGGACCCCAAAAAGCUCAUUCCUGCCUUGAUGAACUACAGUCAGAUGGGCAGCACACAGCAAAUCAAUGAGACCAUCCGCUACAUGGAGUUCUGUGUGUACCAGCUGACUGUGACAGAGGAGGCAAUCCAUAACUACCUACUGUCUCUCUAUGCCAAGUACAAGCCUGACUCUCUGCUGUGGUAUCUGGAGCAGGCAGGGACUCACGCUUCAGAUAUCCACUAUGACUUGAAGUAUGCCCUCAGACUGUGUGCAGAGCAUGGUUACCUCCGUGCCUGUGUUCUUGUCUACAAGAUUAUGGAGCUCUAUGAGGAGGCAGUAGAUCUAGCAUUACAAGUGGAUGUGGACUUGGCCAAGUCAUGUGCCGACCUGCCUGAGGAUGAUGAGGAGCUGAGGAAAAAGCUGUGGCUGAAGAUUGCCCGGCAUGUGGUGCAAGAGGAGAAAGAUGUGAAGAAGGCCAUGAACUGUCUGUCCAGCUGCAACUUGCUCAAGAUUGAGGACAUCCUGCCCUUCUUCCCCGACUUUGUCACCAUAGACCACUUUAAGGAGGCCAUCUGCAGCUCCCUGGAGGAGUACAACCAGCACAUAGAGGAGCUAAAGCAGGAGAUGGAGGAGGCUACAGAGAGUGCCAAACGCAUCCGGGAAGAUAUCCAAGAAAUGAGGAACAAGUAUGGUGUGGUGGAGUCCCAGGAGAAGUGUGCAGCCUGUGACUUCCCUUUGCUAAACAGGCCCUUCUAUCUGUUCCUGUGUGGACACAUGUUCCACUAUGAUUGUCUGCUCCAGGAAGUACACCCACACCUGACAACUUACAAACAGAGUCGCCUGGAGGAGCUUCAGAAGAAGCUGGCAGCAGCCACGCAGUCCUCUAAGUCUCGCCACCGCCCAGCACCCAAAGAGGACAUUGACUCUGCUAGCCUGGGAAAGGGCAGCGCAGGCUCCAGUCGCGAGCAAAUAAAAUCGGACAUUGAUGACAUAAUUGCAAGUGAAUGUGUGUACUGUGGCGAACUAAUGAUCAAGUCCAUCGACAAGCCAUUUAUUGAUCCUCAGAAAUUUGAGGAGGAGAAGUCCAGCUGGCUGUGAAUGAGGCCUUCCUUCCCACCAUUUCAUUUGGCCGGACACACAUUUGCCUAAUGACCAAAACAAUCCCCUCACCUCCAGUUUGAUGUAGGAUGGAUGCACUGACAGAUCAGAUAUGCCUGCUUGCCUACUGAUGCCUCCUGCCUAGUAUUCACAUUCGUUCGAUUUCCACAGAAUAUCCUCAUGUUGUUGUCUGUGUUCAAGGCUGAUCGCAGCAAAGAGCGACUGUGAACUGUGAUUUGUGUCACUGUGAUAAAGGGAUGACAUAUUUCAAGCUAACUGACAAGAUGUGGUAAUUGCCAGAGCUGUCCAUGUGUUUGCCUCUCAACCACUGUAGGUACUACUUGGUGUAGAGAAAGAAAAAAUAACACAAGUGCUUUAACGCAAUACAGAAUGCAUCUGUACAUCUAUUAAAUCUGGUUAAUUUGGUCUCUUGCUUCUGGUAAAUGCUUUAACUACCCUUGACCAGCAUCUGUAUGUCUUGGCACCUUUCAUUCACUAAACUGCUUUGCUCUCUUCACCAUCUAACAAAUAAAUUUAACUAGGAUUAACAAAAUAGUAUUUCCCAUAUCCAUUGUAUUGCAUCUGAACAUUGCACAUUUAUGAUUGUUUGUUCAAAUGGAUGUUGUUAUUCAUGGUGUAUAUUUAAAUAAAUGGUUUU